Molecule: messenger RNA, 787 nt
Organism: Orbicella faveolata
Lineage: Eukaryota; Metazoa; Cnidaria; Anthozoa; Scleractinia; Merulinidae
Source: RefSeq, a predicted model, not a curated record
UACCUUCAGCAGGAUGCGUAGAUUGUUAACCGAUCUUGAAAUUAACCCCAAAGGAUCUGAUUUUACUCUGUAGUAUGAAACAGCAGCAGUAUUCUCCGAAAUGCUACAUGUACCGUCAAUAGAAAAAUACCGGACAAGCAUGCGAAGCGAGUUGUCCAACUGGCGCUUGGAACAGAAAAGCAAUUCCUUAAGCUUACAGAACUGGUUCGUGAAGAAUUAAGAAAUGGCCUUCAGUUCACACAAAGUCUCUGUGAUGUCCUUGUUGUCGUUGUUUGCGAUGUUUUUGUUGUUUUACUGUGCCACAGCCAAUAACACAACCAAUCAACCGUCGCACAAAAUGCAACUUCCCGCUUUCUGUUAUGGUGGUAUCCCUGGUAUGCACGGAAAGCCUGGGUCUCCUGGGGCACCAGGUCGUGAUGGCCGUGAUGGCCGUGACGGAGCUAAAGGUGACGAGGGCAGCUCGGGGAAGACUGGACCCCAGGGACCUCCAGGAACUCCUGGUAUCAAUGGAAAGAAUGGCGCCAAAGGAGAACCUGGAAUUCAAGGCCCUCCUGGUCUGAUGUCUUAUAAGAACUGGAAAGAGUGCGCAUGGAAAGAUUUGAAUGACGGCAAAGAUAACGGCCUGAUCAAGGACUGUGUUUUCACCAAAAACUUCGCGGAUACAGCUCUCCAUGUUUACUGGACUGGUGCCCUCAGAAUCUACAGGUGCACAGAUUGCUGCAAACGCUGGUAUUUCACUUUCAACGGUGCUGAGUGCUCAUCUCCCCUGCCAAUUGACGUUUAUUAA